AUGUUAAAUAAGCACCAAAAACCAUUUACAGACUCAGAAAUUGUAAAAGAGUGUAUGUUAGAAGUAGCCAUUGCACUUUUUGAAGAAAAAAAGGACAUAAUUAAUGCUAUUCAAAGUAUUCAUCUAUCAGCAAGAAGCAAUACAAGAAGAACAGAACUAUUGGCCGAUGACAACAAAAAUAAUUUAAUUCACAUUUUACAGAUGGCUCCUUGCUACGCUAUUGCAAUUGAUGAGUCAUGUGAUAUUGUUGAUUCUGAGCAGAUGUCAAUUUUUGUGCGCUUUUUAGACGUUGAAAGUAGAGUAUUUAGAGACGAGUUGCUAGCAUUAUUGCCAUUGAAAUGCAAGACUCGUGGAGAAGAUUUGUUUAAAACUUUUAACGACUUCAUGACUAAAUCAAAUAUUAGUUAUGAUAAAAUUGUGUCUAUUUCAACUGAUGGCGCACCGGCAAUGAUUGGUAAAGAAAAGGGAUUUGUUAAGAGAAUCAAGGAUAAGAAUGCUGAAAUACUUUCAUAUCAAUGUAUAAUUCAUCAAACAUCUCUGUGUGGCAAACUUAGUACAACACUAAAGGAAGUAAUGGACAUAAUGAUCAAGUUGAUUAAUUUUUUGAGAUCCCGAUCUGCUCUUCAGCACAGGCAGUUUAAAGAUUUUUUAUUUGAAUGUGAUUCAGUGUAUUCGGAUUUACUUCAACAUAACAAUGUCCGUUGGUUAAGUAAAGGCAAAGUGAUCGAACGUUUUUGGAGUAUAAAAGAAGAAGUAAUCACGUUCUUGGUAAACUUGGAUUCAGUAGAAUCAAAGCAGUAUCAUAAAUUCUUAACAAAUGAGAGCAAUAUGCUAUCUGUGGCAUUUUUAAAAGACAUUCUUGUAUAUUUAAAUGUACUUAAUACUGAGUUACAAGGGCAAAAAGUUAAUUUGUGA
Molecule: messenger RNA, 915 nt
Organism: Aphis gossypii (cotton aphid)
Lineage: Eukaryota; Metazoa; Arthropoda; Insecta; Hemiptera; Aphididae
Product: zinc finger BED domain-containing protein 5-like
Exons: 1
Coding region: 1-915 (304 amino acids)
Source: RefSeq, a predicted model, not a curated record